CCCGUCGCUAUCCUCAAAUCGAUCAACAUCUCUGCCAGCAUCCCAAGCUCCGGUGGGGCCUCUAGCGCCAACCCUGCAAAUCAGCUGGGGCCACUAUAGCAGGCAGCUCCCCUUGGAGCCUCCCCUCGGAUGGGGACGGCAUGAAGAUGCCGCUUUUGGGGCGGCGCCCCCCCAUGGCGCCCGACUCGGGGGAGGCAGCGGCAACGGCAGCAUGGUCGGCGGCAGUGGCCGCGGCAGCGGAAAUAGAGCGCAGCAGGUCGCCGGCCCUGUCGGUGACCAGCGCAACAGGGGCGAGCCAGCCCAGGCAGGGGCAGCACACUUUGGAGCGGCUGAUCGACUUGCCAGGGGACCACUUCAGCUUUGGAGACAUUGCCGGCAUGGGGCGGUCGCAUUCAGCGGGCGGGCUGCUCCAGGAAGACUACUUCAACCGCGGCAAGGGGCUGAACGAGGCUGUCCGCGAGCAGCUCAACCUGCCCGCUCUGGUGGAGAGCGGCAAGCACGCGGGGCGGUCGCGUGUGGAGUAUACGGGGGCAGGCAUCGGCAUGCACCUGUUCAAGCGAGACUUCUUCAUCACCAUGCUCCAGACCCCGCUGAUCUCGCUCCUGGCCUGGUUUGCGAUCAUCUACCUGGUCGUCUUCUUCUUCUGGGGCGGCAUCUGGUACCUGGUGGUGAAGUUCUACCCCGGCUGCCUGUACGGCGCCACGGGCUUUGUGGAGAGCUGGACCUUUGCCAUCGCAACCCAGAUGACCAUCGGCUACGGCAACACGGGGCCCCAGCAGUGCUACCUGGCGGCUGCGCUGAUCUCCAUCCAGGGCGUCUCCGACCUGCUGCUGAACGCAGUCAUCCUGGGCCUCGUCUUUGCCAAGGUGGCCAGCCCCAAGCACCGCGCCUUCUCCAUCUACAUCAGCGACAGCUCGGUCAUCACCCGCCGCGACGGCAUCCUCAAAUUCAUGUUCCGGGUGGCAGACAUCCGGCGCACGCAGGUGAUAGAGCCCAAGGUGAAGGCCUUCCUGUACACUUGGGGGGCGGGGCGGGUGACGGCGGAGGGGGAGAAGAUCCAGGUGCGGUGCGAGCAGCUGGACAUUGAUUACAUCGAUGGCAUGCUGCUGCUGCCGCUCAUCAUCGAGCACACCAUAGAUGAGCGCAGCCCGCUGUGCGGCCACACCUACGACUCCCUGGCAGCCAUGAAAGCAGAGAUUGUGGUCACCUUUGAGGCAACCACAGAGACGGGCAACCCCUUCUUUGCGCGCCAGUCCUACCUGGCCCAGGAGAUCAACUGGAGCUGCCACUUUGAGGAGAUCAUCCGGCAGCCGGGGCCCUUCGAGGAGCGGCCGCGGUACAGCGUGGACCUCAACCACUUCCACGAUGUCCUCUGCCCUGCAGCAGACUCCCCCUCCCAGGCAUCCCAGGCACGCUUGUGCAGCAGUUUGGUUGUCAACCGGGCCAAGCGGGCGGUGCCCUACCCUCUGCUGGGUGAGAACACGCUUGUGCUGUCAGACGUUCUGUGUGUGCGCCCCGCGGCAGACGGCAGCAGCGCGAUGGAGCUGGUGUGCAGGGUGGCCGACACCUAUCCCAACCAGAUGGUGGAGGUGAUGGCCCGCAUCUACCUCUACCGCUGGCGCGCGCCCGACUGGUGCGCCGCCAACCCCGACCGCAGCCCCUUCGCCCUGCACCAGCUGGACUGCGGGUACAAGAGCGGUACAGACCGCCUGUACCUGCGCCUGCCCCAGCAGGUGGUGCACCGCAUCGACGACAAGUCGCCGCUGGCCAGCUGGCUGGAACCCGGGGGCCUGUCGGCGGAUGCCGACUCGGAGAUCGUGGUACUGCUGCAAUCGUACCUGCACGUCAGCGGCAAGAACCGCAUGCGGCAGCGCACGUACCGCGUGAACGCGCACGUGCGCUACGGCUUCACCUUCUCGCCCACGGUCCGGGCGCCCGCGGAAUGCAGUGACGCCAAGCCACGGGUGCGGUGGGCGCACUUCUUUGACGUCGAGCCGGUGGCUUGGGCCCAGAGCGGCGGUGCGGCGCGGCCCACGCUGCACAUCCACACCUCUGCAGUCAACCACCCCGCCGUCAGGGCGUACCUGCACCGGGGCAGUACAUUGGCAGCACCAGAGUCGCACGCCCCGGCGCGAGCGCAGCAGGAGCGCAACCCUCAGCUGGCCGAGGUGCUGGAUCGGCCGCAGGCAAUGUCGCCGCGAGCGCAGUGGGCGGCGGCUGCCAGGGAGACAGCAGGGGUGGAGGCAGCAGCAGCAGCAGCAGCAGCAGCAGCAGCAGGAGGGCCAGGAGGCGGCAGCCAAUGGCAAGGCGCAGGGCCAGCGGCGGAACCAGCGAUGCAGUGGGCAGUGGAUGCGCUCGGCCGCGACUCUACAGCCACUCCUGAUGCCCCCAUGGAUCGCUACGCCGCCAGCCUGGCACGGCCCUCGGCGCUGCUGCCGCAGCAAGGCCCGGUCGCAUCCGAGGCCGGCAGCCGGCAGCAGCCGGCUGCACGCCUCAGCGGACCACCAGACCUUGGCACAGUUUCGGCGGGGCCGGCUGUUCCGCUGGAUCGCUACGCCUCUACGCUGGCAAGGCCAUCUCAAGAGAUCGCUGGUCAGGAUGUGGCGGGUGCGGCGGCAGCGUCCAGGGACGAGCAGUUAGCAGCACCAGCUUGGGAAACUGUGUAUCACGAGCAGCAGCAGCAGCAGUACCAGCAGCAGCAGCAGCAGCACUACCCACCACACUGGCAGUACCAGCCUGACGUGCAGCGCAGCGACCUCACCGCCACCCCGGGUGUGCCCCUGGCACGAUAUGCGGCCAUGGUGGCCGGGCCUGCGGAGCUGGAGAGCCCGCGGUUCAUGUCUGGCAGCACCUCUGCGUCGUCCAGCGCGACGGCGCUGCCGCCGCGGUCCCCUGUCUCUGCGGCGCGCUUUGCAGGCCUGCCUGCGGGCCGUCCAAUCAGCCGGUCGGGCAGCCGCGGCGUCCCCGAGGCGGAGGAGGUGGAGGGCGAGGAUGACAUGCUGACGGGGCAGCGCGUGGGCAGCUGGCAGUGGCGGCGGUCGCUGGCCAGCCUGCAGGCAACCCUGCAGGCCAUCCAUGAGCAGGGAGAGUCGGCGCCCGGCUCAGACUCCGACUGA
Chlorella variabilis is the source of this 3116-nucleotide messenger RNA. RefSeq lists its product as hypothetical. Gene Ontology annotation, molecular function: inward rectifier potassium channel activity. The transcript is spliced from 18 exons. Gene Ontology annotation, cellular component: plasma membrane. Lineage: Eukaryota; Viridiplantae; Chlorophyta; Trebouxiophyceae; Chlorellales; Chlorellaceae. Bases 141 to 3116 code for a protein of 991 amino acids. Gene Ontology annotation, biological process: potassium ion import across plasma membrane; regulation of monoatomic ion transmembrane transport. The record is from RefSeq and is a predicted model, not a curated record.